Molecule: messenger RNA, 687 nt
Organism: Adineta ricciae
Lineage: Eukaryota; Metazoa; Rotifera; Eurotatoria; Adinetida; Adinetidae
Source: the annotation of a GenBank genome assembly
AUGAUAAAUAUCUUUGUCCAAAACAAACAUCGUAUCGGUCACGGACAAGCUCUUGAAUUUGGUGGUGGACCGGCUCUUUUUUCAUCAUUUAUCUUGGCACAAUAUGUUAAUUCUAUAACAUUCACUGAUUACACACCAAGUAAUUUGAAAGCAAUAGAAGACUGGAUCGAACAGAAUGAUGAUGCCCAUGAUUGGACUGAGAUGUUUGAGUUCAUAGUUGAUUAUUAUAAAGAAAGCUCAAAUGACCAGUUGGCCAAUCUGAACAAUUGGGAACAUCGAUUACGUGAUGCUUUAAAUUAUGGAAAACGUUUAAAAUGUGCGGAUGUAAAUGGCGAUCACUGCCCAGUUCUCAAUGGUCAGGAUCGAUAUGACGUUAUUUUGAGCUCUCUCUGCUUGGACUAUGCUUGUCUUACUCUGGAAACGUAUAAAAACACUCUUAAACGAAUGAAGAAUCUCCUUAAACCUGGUGGUUGCGUAAUUCUGACACACGGUCGAAAUCAGACAUUCUAUACUGUAUUAGACAAAGACUUUUUUGCCUUACCUGUUGAUGAGAAGAAGGUACAUGAUGCACUCGCUGAAGCAGGCUUUACAGAUAUUCAGGUCACAGGCAUAGAUAAGCCUCGAAACAAGUAUGCUGACGCUGAUGGUUAUGUUGUUGCUUGCGCAUUCAAAUCUAAUGAAGAGUGA